AGGAAGAACUGAAGCUGUUUUGUGAAACGGACAAGAAACUGAUCUGUGUGCUUUGUGUAACUGGGCGGGAACACACGUCUCACAGUUUCAUACCGGUCGAUGAAGCUGUUGAAACCUACAAGGAUCAGGUUAAAUCAUCCGUACAAUCUCUGACAACAAAUAAAUCUGCCAUCCAGGAAAUGGAAGAGCAACAGAAGCAGAAGUUUUCUCAAGUCCGGGAGCAGUCACAAAGCCUCAAGUCUCACGUCACAUCUCAGUCUGUCGAACUGCACCAGAUUCUCGUGAAGAAAGAGCAGCGCAUUCUCGGAGAGAUCAAGGAGGAUGAGGAGAAGAUUCUAAGUCAAAUGGAGAAAAAUCUUCAAGACAUUCAAGAGAAUGUAUACUCUAUUGAGGAGGAACUCUCAAAUCUGCAGGGGCGAAUGGAUCAAACAGACAUCGUGUUAUUUCUGAAGGUCAGGGGUUAUGUUUCAAUCUUGUUCAAUGAAACUGCAGUCACAACAUUGGCAGCGAUAUAUUUGCGAAAAUGCAACUUUUAUCAAUUCCUAUAUUUUUCCAACAUCCCUCAUACAAACCCGCUCUGCUAUCUCAUAAUUCAUACUAGAUGAAUUAGAACAUG
This is a messenger RNA of Amblyraja radiata (thorny skate), 616 nucleotides long. Its product is annotated as nuclear factor 7, ovary-like. Bases 180 to 605 code for a protein of 141 amino acids. The transcript has 3 exons. The record is from RefSeq and is a predicted model, not a curated record. Lineage: Eukaryota; Metazoa; Chordata; Chondrichthyes; Rajiformes; Rajidae.